Messenger RNA from Armigeres subalbatus, 1696 nucleotides. Its product is annotated as cystathionine beta-synthase-like. Gene Ontology annotation, molecular function: cystathionine beta-synthase activity. The coding region runs from base 69 to 1622 and encodes 517 amino acids. The record is from RefSeq and is a predicted model, not a curated record. Lineage: Eukaryota; Metazoa; Arthropoda; Insecta; Diptera; Culicidae. The transcript has 5 exons. Gene Ontology annotation, cellular component: cytoplasm.
CCUUUCGUUUGCGAAGAUUUUCCAAAUCUGUCGAACUAGUUUACCGUUUUGUGUUGCGCUCAACAACCAUGUUGCCACCUAAGAGUUGUCCAGCCAAGAAUGGGCUCAGUGAUUUUGAGUCAUAUUUUGUGCGGCCGGAUUUGGCGUCCAGGUGCACCUGGAAGCUAGGGACGACCGAGACCAGCCCUCACCAAUGUAGACCUCCAGUUCACCACAAAAAAGCUAUCGACAACAUUUUGGAUGCUAUUGGGAACACGCCCCUCGUCAAAAUCAAUAAACUGCCCAAGGAGUUCGGCGUGAAAUGCAAUGUUUAUGCCAAAUGCGAGUUCCUGAAUCCGGCCGGUUCCGUCAAGGACCGCAUCGGUCUACGCAUGAUCGAGGAAGCCGAGGAGUGCGGUUUGCUGAAACCCGGCUGCACCAUUGUGGAGCCAACCUCCGGCAACACCGGUAUCGGACUGGCCCUGGGCGCCGCCGUCAAGGGCUACAAGUGCGUCAUCGUGAUGCCGGAAAAGAUGUCCAACGAAAAAGUCGACACCCUGCAGGCGCUGGGAGCCGAAGUGAUCCGCACACCGAACGAGGCUGGCUUUGAUCAACCGGAGGGGCUGAUCGCCGUCGCCCAAAGACUUCAGCACGAAAUACCCAACGCAGUUAUUCUGAAUCAGUACACCAACUCGGGAAAUCCACUGUCCCACUACGACGGAACGGCAACGGAGGUUAUCGACCAAUUGGAUGGAAAAGUCGACAUGAUCGUGAUGGGGGCCGGAACCGGAGGCACCGCCACCGGAUUGGGACGAAAGCUGAAGGAGCACAAUCCUGACUGUAAGGUCGUCUGCUCGGACCCGAUCGGCUCGAUUAUGGCCUAUCCAGCAAGUUUGAACAAAACCGACUGCAAGUUCUGGGAAGUGGAAGGCGUGGGGUACGACUUUGUACCGACGACUUGUGAUCGGCAAGUGAUAGACGAGUGGAUCAAAUACUGUGACAAGGACGCCUUCCAAACUGCCCGGAAGUUGAUUGCCCAGGAGGGACUGCUUUGUGGAGGAAGUGCUGGUGGUAACAUGUACGUUGCACUGCAGGCUGCUAAGAGUCUCAAGGAAGGCCAAAACGUGGUCGUAAUUUUGCCCGAUAACAUCAGAAACCACUUGACAAAGUUUGUAUCGGAUAAUUGGAUGGAGGCGCGAAAUUUCAAGAAGAGUAUUAACAUUCAUCAUCACAAAUGGUGGGACCAGGAAGUCUCGACGAUUGACAUGGCCACACCCAUUACCAUCACCGUGGACGUCUCGAUACAGGAAGCGAUCCGUAUCAUGAAGAAGAACAAUUUAGACCAACUGCCGGUGAUCAACCAUGACGGAAGCAUUCGGGGCUCAGUCUAUUUGACGAAUUUGCUCGGAAAGAUGUUGAACGGUAUGGUGACCCUAUCGGAUCCGGUACUGCGCGCCAUCUACAAGCAGUAUGUGAAGAUCGGCAAGGGCUGUUCGAUAGGAAGGGCCGCUCGGAUCCUGGAGAAGGAUCCCUUCGUUUUGGUGACGGAUUUGGGGCUUGACAAUUGCCAUGUGGUAGCAACCGAGAAAGUGAUUGGCAUGCUUACCCAAAAGGAUAUUUUACAAUAUAUUGCAAAUGCGUAAUUUAAAUAAUGCGGUUAAAAAUAUUUUAUAUAAGAUCUUAUUACCAAAUAAAACAAAUAUUCAAGUAGUUAAAA